This is a messenger RNA of Stylophora pistillata, 4274 nucleotides long. RefSeq names its product transmembrane channel-like protein 7. Gene Ontology annotation, molecular function: mechanosensitive monoatomic ion channel activity. NCBI's taxonomy places the organism in Eukaryota, Metazoa, Cnidaria, Anthozoa, Scleractinia, Pocilloporidae. The record is from RefSeq and is a predicted model, not a curated record. Gene Ontology annotation, cellular component: plasma membrane.
ACAAACCACUUCUUCGCCAAAGUUUCUCACGUUUCAGGAAGUACUAUGCCACAAUGAGGGCGCAAAUUCAUGUCGAAGAGGCUUGUCUUUGCAAGAAUACGUUAUUCUUGGAGAUACAGUGACCUCUACUAUCAAUUUAGAUUCGUUAUUCCUGGAGAUGACUGGUCGUGUGUCCCCUGCUCUCGGCGCGAUGUCUAACUCGCAAGAGAUGCAAAACAUGGGAUCUCGAGGAUCCGACUAUCCAUACGAAGGCAGUGAAGAUGGUGCCGAGACACAGAGGUCGAUAAAUAGAAGUUUUCGGCAGCUUCCCAGCCGCAGCGCUCAGAGAUCCUUGCAUAACGCAAGCACUAGAAGACGGGGCUCUAUUAGUAGAAGAUCCAUGAGACCAACUCAAGAUGUUGAGGUUAUAAACAUCGAGGAUUAUAUCGAUGGGGAAGACGACAUGGCAAGCCCGAAAGAACUUGCUCAACCGAUGUCUGCGAAACGACGCUACAAGAGAUCAAUGCGAAAUAUGAAGGCUCAAAAACGGAUCUCAAGAUGGAAAGCAUUCAAGUUGCGAGUUGCAAUGUACUGGCAGUCAACAACAUCUUCAGUCUCUGAAUGGAGUCAAGAUAUUGAAUUAUGGAAAGGCCAUUUAAAGGAAGUGGAGGGUCGUUUUGGAAAUGGAGUUUUGUCCUUUUUUCUUUUCUUGAAGUGGUUACUGUUUUUGAACUUGAUCAUCUUUUUACUGGAGUUUGGUCUAAUUUCACUGCCAGCAGUAAUCAUUAAGAAUAGUGCUACACAAGUGAAUACAAGUUCAUGUGACAUUACUGCACUUGAGGCACAGAGUGUUUCAAAUGGUGUGGCAAACAAAGUUCUGGACUUUGUGACAGGACAGGGCUGGAUAAACACAACCCUCAUGUUUUAUGCUGGAUACCCGGCUGCUGAGUUGUUAUCAGAGGAUGAUGUCAAGUAUGACCUCCCUCUGGCUUACCUUCUGGUUGGAGGUGCCUAUUUUUUUGGUAGCCUUCUUCUUAUGGUUCGGAAUUUAGCUAAAAGUUUCCAGCAAAGCUACAUUGAAGGUGGUGGAACUACCUCCUCCUUCUGCAACAAAGUGUUUGCCGCAUGGGAUUACUGCAUUAGUGAUGAAAACACUGCUAAGAUCAAGAGUCAGAGCAUAGUACAAAUUGUCAAGGCAGAAUUAGCUGAAGAGGAAAGACUUGUGAAAGUUCAAAAUCGAACAACUGGUGAUAAAUGUCGCCUGUAUACUUUGAGAUUUUUCACCAAUUUACUGGUGACAUCGUUACUGGGUGGAGCUGUAUAUGCCAUCAUUAAAAUAGUGAAUGUUUCUACAAACUCUAGCCAUCAAAAUGCAGCUGCAGAAAUCAAUGAAUUUUUGGUGACAGUGUUGAACUUUUCGCCAUCGCUGACAAUCACCUUUUUGAACUUUAUUUUACCAUUGCUUUUCAAUGCUUUGUCAAAUGUUGAAGAUUGGAGUCCUCGUUUUGAAGUGAAUAUCAACUUGUUUAGGACUGUGUUGUUAAGGUUAGCAUCUAUAGCUGUACUGAUGAUCACACUCUAUGUGGAUGUGGAAACCAGAUGUGAUGAAGACCAAAAGAAGUGUUGCCAGCAGAACUGGGAAAACCAGAUUGCCUCACAGAUGUACAUGUUGAUAUGGAUUGAUUUUUUCCUGCACAUUGCUGUAUCUCUUGUGGGUACAACGGUUUGGAGACUGUUGUACAAGUAUACAUCCUUUUUCAAGAGAUUUGGCUUGCCUGAAUUUGACAUCCCAAAACAGGUUCUACAGCUUGUUUAUGGUGAAUGCUUGAUUUGGAUUGGGACCUUCUUUAGCCCCCUUUUGCCAGCAAUGGGUGUUGUUAAACUUUUCCUGGUGUUUUACAUCGAAAAGGUGGCCCUGAUGUUCAAUAACAAGCCAUCAGACAAGGUUUAUCAAGGAACACGCUCAAAUUAUCUGUUUACAGUUUUACUGCUGAUCUCCUUCCUCAUGUGUCUUAUUGCUGUUGGUUGGGGAAUAACAAGGGUGAGGCCUUCAUGUCAAGGACCAUUUAGCAAUUCAGACUGUAAUCCAGACAAGCGAAUUUUUGAUGUUUUGAGUACAGAGAUUGACUCUUGGCCACAAGCAAUCCAAGAAAUUAUAAGAUACAUUGGUACAGCAGCAUUUAUUUUCCCAGUUCUGAUGGUAAUCUGCUUGAUUCUGUACUACUUCAGAUCUAUGUCAAAGUCUCAUUUACACAUGAUUGAAAUGCUGAAAGAUCAGUUAGUUCUGGAGGGUAGGGACAAGAGGUUCUUAAUGGAAAAACUGAUGGAGGGUGAUAAGCCUGCUGGUGAUUUAGAUGAUGACACAUCUUCAGGGGAGACACAGCACACUUCUCUUCGACCGUCAAGCAAUGCACAGUUCUAAUGGAAGUAGAUUAUUACAUUAUUUAUUCUCUUGUCAUCACAGUUUCCUGAAACAUUUCUUAGUCAGUGUCAGUCUAUAAUAUUGUAUGUGGCUUUCUUUAAUGGUAUUUUUCUCCUUGAGAAUUUUGUCGGCUAAUUAUUUUGAGAUUGGGUAGUGUUAGUUAUUAUUUAUGAAAAAGUAGCUCUAUUGGAGGUUUGCCUUACUUUGGGAUACGUUAAGUGGACAUGUAACAAAGCAGUUCAGGAACCAUUGUAAAUAUUAAUUUUAUUUCUUAUCAAUCAGAGUGAAGGCUGUAUGAUGAUUCUACAUAUUGUAACAUUGAAAGUACCAGAAUUUGUAUAGUAGUUGACUGGGUGUGUGCUAGGCCAGCAGUGCAUAAAGUUUUAAUUAAGCACAUACAAUUAUUAAUAAUAUUAACUAAGUGAUAAGGUUGGCUGGGAUUAGAUUUAGCUAAAGGUCGUGACUUAUGCAUGGACUAAGCAGAAUGCAGUCCAGAUGGUAUAACUACAUGUUAUUGAUAAAGUAAACUCUCUCUUCCCCCCCUUUUACCUUGCAUUUUGCAGAUCAAGGGACUAUUGAUUGGUCCCUAUGGCUUUCUUGUACCUUUGAUCGUGCCUUUGAGUGCAGCCCUAGUUUGGGGAUUUUUUUUAGUGAAUGUUUUCUAUACAAGCAUGUACAGGAAAAAACAGCCCACUGGAUAGUAACCAACAAUUUUUAGCUGACUGACUGUAAAGACGUCAUUCAAUGUUACAGUAGCUCCAUGUACUGUGACUCCAGAUCACAGCAAUUUUACUGCUAUAUAUGAUAGCAGAUAUUUCAUUUUGAUAGAUUAUGCUAUUUAAAUCUAUGAAAAGCUAACUAAAGGCAAAAGUGAUGAACAAAGAUUAUUGAUGGUAAAGCUUGAAAGUUUUUGCAGGAAAUUGUUCAACAUUAGCUUUUUGGUGUGAUGCAGGUUACUUACUAAUGAUCUAAUUUCAGAGAUACUUCAGUGCAGGUUUGACAGUUAUACAAGGUUGAACACUGUUACCUAGGGAAAGGAAGUCAAGAAAUUUGAAACUCAAUUUCCACAUGAACAUGUUGGUAAUAUUUCUAAAGCAUGUUAAAAAAUCUUUAGAUUGAAGUGACUUAUUUGGUCUUCAAAUAAAGGUGCAUUUUGCAUUUAACAAAAAUGUUUUCAGGCAUCAAGGUUGAAUUGCAGUGGCCUUCAUGUCAUAACUGUACUUUUAAGUCAUUACUGGGAAAAACCCAGCCUAAGAGUGGAAAAUAAGUGCUCUUUGUGUUACUCUGUAAUUCAUACACAAAGAAUCAUGCGUGUGCAAAUUUGUUUAUUGUCAGUUUGGUUACUAGACAUGAGGCAUUUUGAAGAUAAUAAUGAGUAUUUUUCUACAGUAGAGGUUUUCUAUUUCAGACAGUAUGUAAUUUGUAUGUUUACAUAUUUAUAAUGCACGAUUAGAUUUUGUGCAGUUGUGUACAUAUAUCUCUUCAUCGUGUUGUCAGUACAAUUAUUUCAUAGUUGUAGCUGACAAAAUUAACUGACUUGUGUGUGCACCUUGAUUGCAGCUUAUUACUGUCUUAAGGUUUACAUUAUUUCUAAAUUCUUGCAUGUGAUAAUUAUGUCUUCUUCAGGGUCUUAAAGGAGAGUUAUACUCCAGAAACCAUGGUAUUUUUACCUCCUCUAUUGACUUGAAUAGCACUAUUUGUACAACAUUUUAAGACAGAAUCUAAAACUGUUUGAACAUGUAAAAUUUUAUUAAAGUGCACCUAAACCCAAACAUAUUUUUUCCCUCAACGAAAUAGGUGUAUUUUUUGGAGUAUUUCUGUGCAAAACUUUUUUUAUUUGCUCAAAUCUUCAAUUUUCUGUGCCCAGUCAAAG